AUGUCGAGCAAUGCCACUACAAGUUUAAACUCGUCGAAUCAUUCUUCCUCAUCGGCGACUCUUAUAUGUGAUUAUUGUUGUUCGUGUCCUCCAUCGAUAUGUGCAUUAUAUGUUCCAGAAUUUAAAACUCAUGCGCAAAGACAUCCAAAUGCUAUUAACAAAUUCUGUGAUAUGCCAUUAUAUGAUGGUGAAAAACAAUGGCUAUAUUCAGAUGAGAUUUAUCUACUUGAAACAAUCGAGUCAUGCGGGCUUGGAAAUUGGGUCGAUGUUGGCCAGCGUCUAAAGCGAUCUGCUGACGAAUGCCGUCAGCAUUUUGAAAAACUCUAUUUGAAAAAUGGUAUAUGGAAUUUUCCAUUUUCCGAAUGUCAAAAGCCCCAGUUAAAAAAUGAUAUAUCAUCGGAUAAAGAUCUAUCAGAAACUCAAUUCAUAAAUUCAUCCAUUAUUUAUCCACCAAUGUUAUUAUCAACAGACAAACAACGAUUACUUACUUAUAUGCCAGCUAGAGAUGAAUAUGAAAGGGAAUAUUUUAACGAAGCUGAAAAUCGUAUACCUGGAAUGACAAUCGACAGCGAUGAAGAAGAAGACGAAUUAUUAAAAGAAGCAAAAUUAGCGUUAAUUCGUGGUUAUGGAGAAGUGCUACGUCGACGAUUCGAAUUAAAAGAUUAUGUGCGAGAUUACGCAUGCGGACUUACCUAUGAACAACCAACACUAUCCACAUCACCGUCUUUAAAAGAUCAGGAUGGACCGUCAGAAAGCCAUGCAAAUGGAACCGCCAUGGAUCACGAUGAACGAUCUGAAGAUGAACCACGAAUGAAAAAAUCUGAAUUACAUCAAAUAUCCCGGUUUUUAUCUGCCGAUGAAUACGAACGUCUAGUUUACAAUCAUCACCGAAUUUUGAAUAUUUUAUAUGAUUUGGGUUGUCCAAAAAUCGAUAUAAAACCAUCAAUUAUAAAUAAAACCAAUGCACAAUAUUCAAAUCAUACUGAUACACAGCAGCAAUGGUCAGAGUCUUCUCCAUUAUUCACAACAAAAACAUAUCACAGUGAACGACGAAAUACAAAGAAUGGAAGAAUAGGAAAAUUGAAAAUUCAAGUAAAACGACCUGAGUCUCCCGAAUUUCCGACAUCGUCAUUCGACACAAAACCAUCUCUUCGUUAUGAAUCACGACGACAAUAUUCUAAUCAUCAUCCUGCUACCCGUUCGUCAACAACUUCAUCAGCAUCUUCUCCACCACCUCUUCCAUUAAAUUCGACGCCUCUCUACGAUCAACAUUCCCGUAAACGUCGUUUCUCUUAUCUCAAACGAUCCACAGACGAUGACGAGCAAGAACAAAUGCAUGAUGACACAAAACCAACUCCGACAUCAUUACGUCUGAUUUUAAGAACACUAGGAACAGGUAAAAUGCCAUACUAUGCCCGAUUACGGGCCAAUAAAGAUGUUUUUAUUCUUUAUUUUUCGCCAUAUAUUCAUUAUUAUCUUGUUUCAGCUACGAUAACAAAUGAUAAGAAAAAGCCUCAAUCUCAAUUGUUUCCUGCUAACGAAGAACUUGAUGAUAAUGUAUCAACAACUACGACAAGUCAAAAACGUUUACGGAGACGAGCUAAAAUUUUAAAAGAGGAUGAUGAUGAUGAUGAGGAAUCAAAUAGUCAACAAAUUGAAACACGAUCUCGGAGUCAACAUCGAAAAUUAUCACUGCACUCUGAAGAGUCAGAUGAUGAAGAUGAACUGCCAUUAUCGCCAAAAUAUUUAAGAAGACGAACGAUAACAGCUAUGAAACAAGAAAAUAAUAAUGAAACAAAACGGAAACAACGACAAAUUAAACUAGAAGAUGAAGAAGAUGAAGAAAUGACAAAUGAUGGUAGCAGAGAUAUGACAGAAAAUUGUCAUCAAAUAUGCACACGUUCAAAAAUGAAUGGUCAUAGUCAUAGUCAUCCUCAACAUGGUAUUGAAUUGAAUUAUAAUCUAGACUCAACUGACGAAAGUAAUAUAGAUUACAAUUCACGCGAUGAAUCAGAAAGUGAAGAAGAUCAAAAUGAAGAUGAGACUGAAGAUGAACAAGAGCAAGGUAAUGAAAUAGAAAUAGAUGAGAGUACGUCGUCGGUAGCAUCACGAACACGAUCACAUACGCCGCCCAAUGCUAACGAUCAACAAUUACAAUUACAUGAAACCAAAAAACGAAAAAGCUCGACUGAAUAUGCGACACGGAAACGUGAUUUAAUUACAAAUGGACGCUUUCGUCAUUUUGAUGACUCAAGCGAUACCUAUUCUCAAUCGUCAUUCACACCAAAAUCUUCUCUAAACAAUGGUAGUAGUCGAAAAUUAUUCAAAUAG
This is a messenger RNA of Didymodactylos carnosus, 2331 nucleotides long. Lineage: Eukaryota; Metazoa; Rotifera; Eurotatoria; Philodinida; Philodinidae. The record is from the annotation of a GenBank genome assembly.